AUGUAUCUAUCGUUAUAUCUGACUCUCUCUCAGUCUCUGAUCAAUCUAUCGAUCAAUCUAUUUUAUCGUCUUUCAUCUAUCUAUCUAUCUAUCUAUCUAUCCUUUUAUCUAUCUAUCUAUCUAUCUCAAUCUAUUUGCUCUGUCUAUCGAUCAAUCUAUCUUUUUUCUAUCUAUCUAUCUAUCUAUCUCUAUCUAUCUAUCUAUCUAUCUAUCUAUCUAUCUAUCUAUCUCUCCUUUUCAUUUUCCAAUCUAGCUAGCUCAAUCCUUUUUCAUGUAUCUAUCGUUAUAUCUGACUCUCUCUCACUCAAUCCUUUUCAUGUAUCUAUCGUUAUAUCUGACUCUCUCUCAGUCUGUCUAUCGAUCAAUCUAUUUGCGUCAUAUUAUUUAUCUAUCUAUCUAUCUAUCUAUCUAUCUAUCUAUCUAUCUAUCAUUUUAUCUCUAGCUCAAUCCUUUUUCAUGUAUUUCCAACUCUCUCUAGUCUGUCUAUCUCAAUCUAUUUGCGUCUUUUUUUCAUCUAUCUAUCUAUCUAUCUAUCUAUCUAUCUAUCUAUCUCCUUUUCAUUUUCCAAUCUCUAGCUCAAUCCUUUUUCAUGUAUCUAUCGUUAUAUCUGACUCUCUCUCAGUCUGUCUAUCGAUAUCUAUUUAUCUUUAUCUAUCUAUCUAUCUAUCUAUCUAUCUAUCUAUCUAUCUAUCUAUCUUUUCAUUUUCCAAUCUAUCUCUCAAUCCUUUUUCAUUUUUUCGUGUAUCUAUCGUUAUAUCUGACUCUCUCUCAGUCUGUCUAUCGAUCAAUCUAUUUGCGUCUUUUUCAUAUCUAUCUAUCUAUCUAUCUAUCUAUCUAUCUAUCUAUCUAUCUAUCUCCUUUUCAUUUUCCAAUCUAGCUAGCUCAAUCCUUUUCAUGUAUCUAUCGUUAUAUCUGACUCUCUCUCUCAGUCUGUCUAUCGAUCAAUCUAUAUUUCUCUCUUUUCUAUUAUCUAUCUAUCUAUCUAUCUAUCUAUCUAUCUAUCUAUCUAUCUAUCCUUUUCAUUUUCCAAUCUAG
Molecule: messenger RNA, 1035 nt
Organism: Acanthosepion pharaonis
Lineage: Eukaryota; Metazoa; Mollusca; Cephalopoda; Sepiida; Sepiidae
Source: the annotation of a GenBank genome assembly